This is a messenger RNA of Zasmidium cellare ATCC 36951, 2517 nucleotides long. RefSeq names its product glycoside hydrolase family 2 protein. The transcript is spliced from 2 exons. Gene Ontology annotation, molecular function: beta-mannosidase activity. The record is from RefSeq and is a predicted model, not a curated record. Bases 1 to 2517 code for a protein of 838 amino acids. NCBI's taxonomy places the organism in Eukaryota, Fungi, Ascomycota, Dothideomycetes, Mycosphaerellales, Mycosphaerellaceae. Gene Ontology annotation, biological process: carbohydrate metabolic process; glycoprotein catabolic process.
AUGGCGUCCACCAGAGCUAUGCAGGUUCACGAGCUUGUCAAUGGCUGGUCCUUCAAGCAGACUGAUACUGAAGAAUGGCUGCCAGUCAAAAAAGUGCCUACGAAUGUCCAUUUGGAUCUGCUGGACAACAAAAAAAUCGAGGACCCAUUCCUCGGCUUCAAUGAAUUGAAAUGCGAAUGGGUCAAUGAGACACCUUGGACCUAUCGUGUCGCUCUCCCUGAGAUUGACGUCUCAGAACCCGACAUCAAGCACGUCUUAGCUUUCGAUGGACUGGAUACCUUUGCGACGGUCAAGCUCAAUGGCAAAGUCAUUCUUGAAAGUGACAACAUGUGGAUCAUGCACCGCGUCGACAUCACCGACCACUUACACCCCGACAAGGAGGCUGAACUCGUGAUAGACUUCAAGUCUGCAAUGGCCGAAGCACGAAAAAUCAAAGACGCCCAUCCGGAGCACAAAUGGGUUGGCUUCAAUGGCGACAUGGCUCGAUUGGCUGUCCGGAAAGCACAAUACCAUUGGGGCUGGGAUUGGGGUCCUGUUCUGUCACCGUGCGGUCCAUGGCGUCCUGUACGACUGGAGACGUACCACACUCGAAUUCAAGAUAUCAGAAUAGACUACAAGCUGGGCGAUAGCUUCGAAAAAGUCAGCGGUUCCAUCACUGCAUCCGUAGAAGGAGAACCAGGCAGUACGGUCGAGUUCUCGGCAUCAACACAUGGCGAAACGAUCUUCACGCAUGCUGCAGAGGUGGACGACAAUGGGCAAGCCACGGUCGACUUCUCCAUCGACCAACCCAAGCUAUGGUAUCCACACGGGUAUGGCAAACAACCUCUGUACGAUGUAACAGCGACGAUCAAACAUGGCGGCCAAACUGUGCACACCCUAUCGAAACGAACGGCAUUCCGCAAGGCUGAGCUGAUUCAAGAACCUGAUGACGUUGGCAAGACCUUCUAUUUCAGAGUGAACGGCAUCGACGUAUUCUGUGGAGGUAGUGACUGGAUUCCGGCUGAUUCUUUCACUCCUCGGAUCACCAAGGAUAAGUAUAGGAAAUGGCUUGAGAUGAUGGUGGACGGCUACCAACUGAUGAUCCGAAUCUGGGGUGGUGGAAUCUGGGAAGAGGACAUCUUCUACGAGACUUGUGACGAGCUCGGGGUUCUAGUCUGGCAGGACUUCAUGUUUGGUUGUGGUAAUUACCCAUGUUUCCCGGAGAUCCUCAAGUCGAUCGAGGCAGAGGCUGUCUGCCAAACGAAACGCCUACGACACCACCCAUCGAUUGUUAUAUAUGCUGGAAACAACGAAGACUACCAAGUGCAGGAGCAGCUUGGGCUCACCUACGAUUACGAAGACAAGGACCCACAGAACUGGUUGAAGACAGAUUUUCCAGCGCGAUACAUCUAUGAGAAGUUGCUUCCAGAUGUUGUCGCUGCGCACACGCCGCACGUGCCAUAUCAUCCUGGUUCGCCUUGGGGUGAUGGCAAGAUCUCAAGCGAUCCCACUGUCGGUGAUAUGCAUCAAUGGAAUGUCUGGCAUGGCACUCAGGAGAAAUAUCAGAUCUUCGACACUCUCGGUGGCCGAUUCAAUAGCGAGUUCGGCAUGGAAGCCUUCCCACACAUCGAUACCAUCAAGUGGUAUGUCACAGAUCCAUCACAGCUCUAUCCUCAGAGCCAUAUGAUCGAUUUCCACAAUAAGGCCGAUGGGCACGAGCGCAGGAUCGCGACUUAUCUGGUGGAGAACUUCCGAACGCAGACAGAUCUUGAAAAGUUCAUCCACCUCACGCAGUUGAGCCAAGCAGAGGCUCUGAUGUUUGGAUACCGUGGUUGGCGAAAGCAAUGGGGUCAGAAGAGAUUCUGUGGAGGCGCUCUUCUUUGGCAAUUGAACGACUGCUGGCCCGUGACCUCUUGGAGCAUCGUAGAUUACUUCCUACGCAAGAAGCCAAGCUAUUACGCGGUCAGACGCGUACUUGCUCCGGUGGCAGUAGCAGUCAAGAGAGAACAUCACGACUGGAGUGUAGUGCAUGCUCGGCCGGCGAAAACCCUGCAAUAUGAAUGCUGGGUCGCCAGUUCAAGAACGAAGUUCAUCACAGCAACAGUGGAGUUACGCUUCAUCAGCAUCGCUACAGGCAAAGACAUCAAGGACAAGAUCGUGAAGAAGGAUGUUGUCGUGUUCGCGAACGGCACCACCGAGAUGUUCCAAGGUGCUAUCGACAAUACUACUGAAGAGCCGCAUGUACUAGCUGCAAGGAUCUGGGUGGACGGAAAAAUUGUCUCCAGAGACGUCGACUGGCCUCAACCGUUGAAGUACCUCGACUUCAGCGACCGCGAUGUGGAGGUCAGCCCGUCGGGUGACAAGAUCAACAUUAAGGCAAGGAAGCCAACGAAAGGUCUAGUAUUCGAAGAAAGAGAGGGCGUUCUUGUCGACGACAGUGCUAUUGACGUUGUUCCAGGGGACGAACAAGUGGUCACGGUCAGAGGCUUGGGGCGGAAUGAUAGGUCGCUCAAGUGGACGUACCUUGGGGCGCCUUGA